Molecule: messenger RNA, 495 nt
Organism: Psilocybe cubensis
Lineage: Eukaryota; Fungi; Basidiomycota; Agaricomycetes; Agaricales; Agrocybaceae
Product: Putative peroxiredoxin
Exons: 5
Coding region: 1-495 (164 amino acids)
Biological process (GO): cell redox homeostasis; hydrogen peroxide catabolic process; cellular response to oxidative stress
Cellular component (GO): mitochondrion; peroxisome; cytoplasm
Molecular function (GO): thioredoxin peroxidase activity
Source: RefSeq, a predicted model, not a curated record
AUGGCUUCCGUCAAAGUUGGAGACACUAUCCCUGAGGGAACUUUCCAAUAUGUUCCAUACACCCCCGAUCUUGAGAAUGCUACCUCCCUCUCUACCAACGAGUGGAAGGGCAAGAAGGUCGUUCUUUUCUCUGUCCCCGGAGCCUUCACCCCCACAUGCCAUGUGAACCACCUGCCACCCUACCUCCAAAAAUACGACGAAUUCAAGGCUAAGGGCGUCGAUGUUAUCGCCGUCGUAGCUGCCAAUGAUCCCUUUGUGAUGAGCGGAUGGGGUCGCGUUGAAGGUCUCAAGGACAAGAUUCUCUCCCUUUCUGACGCCAAUGCCCAAUGGAACAGCAAGCUCGGUCUUACUCUUGAUCUAACUGACAAGGGCUUUGGAAUUCGCACCGCCCGAUAUGCUUUGAUCAUUGACGACCUGGUCAUCAAGUACUUUGGUCCUGAGCCAGGUCCCGGUGUCACCGCUUCCGGUGCUGAUGCUGUCCUCGCAGCUUUGUAA